Trichosurus vulpecula (common brushtail) is the source of this 534-nucleotide messenger RNA. RefSeq names its product FAU ubiquitin like and ribosomal protein S30 fusion (gene FAU). Lineage: Eukaryota; Metazoa; Chordata; Mammalia; Diprotodontia; Phalangeridae. Gene Ontology annotation, cellular component: cytosolic small ribosomal subunit; ribosome. The transcript has 5 exons. Gene Ontology annotation, biological process: translation. Gene Ontology annotation, molecular function: protein binding; structural constituent of ribosome. The record is from RefSeq and is a predicted model, not a curated record. The coding region runs from base 94 to 495 and encodes 133 amino acids.
GGGACGAACGUGCGCGCCCCCGCCUCCGGCCUCUCUUUCUGGUCUCCAUCUUCACCGCGGCGGAAGCAAGACGAGCGUGUCCGAGUCGCCACCAUGCAGCUGUUUGUUCGCGCGCAGGCUCUGCACACCCUCGAGGUGACCGGGCAGGAGACCGUCGCCCAGAUCAAGGCCCAUGUGGCGUCUCUGGAGGGCAUCGCCCCCGAGGAUCAGGUCCUGCUCCUAGGUGGCUCCCCGCUGGAGGAUGAAGCGGUCUUAGGGCAGUGCGGGGUGAAGCCCCUGUCCACCCUGGAAGUGGCUGGCCGCAUGCUAGGAGGUAAAGUCCAUGGCUCUCUGGCCCGAGCUGGAAAAGUGAGGGGUCAGACUCCCAAGGUGGCCAAGCAGGAGAAGAAGAAGAAGAAGACUGGGCGUGCUAAGAGGAGGAUGCAGUACAACCGACGCUUUGUCAAUGUAGUGCCCACCUUUGGAAAGAAGAAGGGUCCCAAUGCCAACUCCUAAUCCCCUGGUACUUUCCCUAAUAAAGCCGCUAUGACUCUA